GCAGCGCGAGCAUCCCAGAACGGGGGGAGAAAGAGGCGACGCGGAUAGGAUGUCGUGUGCGCCGUUAAACAGCCUAUUAUUAUCUCAUCUACAAAACAGGCACAACAACACAAAUAGAUAUAAGAAAACCGACUAUAGCGCCAGAGUAUAGAGUAGAGAUAAAUCGUGUCCUCAACGCCACCGGAUUGAGCUCGUCAAUCAAAACAGCGGAUGGGGAGCCCGUGAGGCUUAGGCAUUAGGAGCAGCAACUAAUCCCGUGAACAUACAAAAAAAAAAAAAUAAAAACAACGCAGAACAGAUCAUAAUUAUGCGUCGAUGCUGAACAUGAAGACUUUCAGGAUCUAACAAAAGAGAAGUGUGCCGAUUCGGUCGAACCGAGCUUUCUGUGGUAUGUUCAAUCAGCUGAAUUUAAAUUUUAUAUUGAAAUGGGAGCUUUGACAAGUAGACAGAAUGCAGGAGUGGAGGAGGUCGACAUACCGUCCAAUUCAGUAUACAGAUACCCACCGAAGACCGGAAGUUACUUCGCCAGCCACUUCAUCAUGGGCGGAGAGAAGUUCGAGUCAACCCACCCGGAGGGCUACCUCUUUGGGGAGAACACAGACCUCAACUUCCUGGGAACCCGGCCAGUAGCGUUCCCCUAUGCCACCCCUCCCCCACACGAACCAGUCAAGACUCUACGCAGCCUCAUCAACAUCCGCAAGGACACACUACGCCUCGUCAGAUGUAACGAAAACCUGAAGCUACCUGGGGGUGAGGUGGAAAAAGGCCGCUGCUGCUACAACAUCGAGUUCACCUUUGACGCAGACACACAGGUGGCCAUCACAAUCUACUACCAGGCCAUCGAGGAGUACCACAACGGGGUGCCCAUCAGAUACCUCCCUCAGGACAGCUCCCUGCAGUCAGAGACGGUGCACUUCAAACGGGGCGUCUGCCAGCAGUUCUGCCUUCCCUCACACUCCGUCAACCUGUCCGAGUGGGCCGACGAGGAGCUCCUGUUUGACAUGGAUAAGGACGUGUACCCCAUGGUGGUGCAGGCCGUCGUGGACGAGGGGGACGACCACAUGGGGCAUUCUCAUGUACUGCUGGCAACCUUCGAAAAGCACAUGGAUGGUAGCUACUGCGUGAAGCCUCUGAAACAAAAACAAGUGGUGGAUGGAGUCAGUUACCUCCUGCAGGAGAUCUAUGGCAUAGAAAACAAAUACAACAGCCAGGAGUCUAAGGUAGCAGACGACGAGAUCAGCGACAACAGCGCGGAGUGUGUGGUGUGUCUGUCGGACGUGCGUGACACACUCAUCCUGCCCUGCAGACACCUGUGCCUGUGUAACGCUUGUGCAGACACACUCCGCUACCAGGCCAACUGCUGCCCCAUCUGCAGACUUCCGUUCCGAGCGCUGCUGCAGAUCCGUGCCAUGAGGAAGAAGCAGAGCCCGCUCUCUCCAGCCGGAUACAACUCCGUCAUCACCUCCCAGACAUCCGACUCGGAGGAGCACUCUACGUCGGAGCACAUCCCGCCCGGGUACGAGACGGUGUCUCUGCUGGAGGCGCUGAACGGGCCGCUGAACCCCGGCCGCUCCACGGCGCCCCAGCAGGGCAUGACGGGUGGCCACGUCUCGGGGGCGCUGCCCUCCGCGGGCACCGAGAGCCGCCAGUCCCUGCCCGCUCACGCCUGCCCCCCGCAGGAGCACUGCAGCAGCGCAGGACAGGUCCUCAAGCUGAAGAAGAGCAGCUCAAAGUCCUUAUCCCAGAACUCCUCAGUGCUUCCUGAAGAGGAUGAGAAGUCCUGCAGUGAAUCAGAUGUGCAGGGUGCUCAGCGCAAAGUGCCUGCAGACCAGCAGGAGGGUGUGACUCCUGACAGUGAUAACCUCACGCUGUCGUCUUCGGGAGCAGUGGACCAGUCGUCCUGCACAGGGACCCCCCUCUCCUCCACCAUCGCCUCUCCUGAGGAGCCGGUGAGCAGUAGUCUAGCCCAGUCGGUGAUGUCCAUGGCGUCGUCCCAGUCCCAGCAGUCGCAGCUGAGCACGGACACACUCUCCUCCAUGUCCGGCUCCUACCAGGCCGCUGCAGAGGCCGACGACGCCCCAGACACACCCAUGGAGAGCAGAGGACCCUCCCAGCAGGACGGAGAGGAGCUGCCCAGUGAAUCCAAAGAGCAAAACAUGGCUGCUGCUGCCGCUGAAGAGCAGGAACAAGACUCUGAGGGUAACGAGAUGACAGAAGAGGACUGUCCCUCUCCCACUAAAGACCAAGGUGGGCUCGGGACGAGCAAGGCGCCGCCUUGUGGCGAGUUUGAGAAUAACAAUCAGGGCCCGUCCGACUCGCUCUGCCUCACAGGGCUGGACAAUGAGCAGCCCCCUGACGCCCGAUUCGCCGGUUUGUUUUAUCUUGGAGCAUUCCGCCAUGGCCUUGACACAUUCUCUCACCAUGGCAACGAGUCGUUCCCUCUCCAUGGCAACCAGAUGUUUCCUCACCAUGCCUCCACUAGCAACAUCAACCUGGAGGAGAGGGGCGCGGUCAUGCCUAACACCGCCCCCAAAAGCACCCCCUGCACCCCUCGUGCCUCCCGCACCAACCGAAACCCCCACCACGGCCCCUACGCCAUCUGAGCUGUGCCCCCAUCACCCCAUCCGUCCCUCUUGAGCACUAAACAUACCUACGUCAUCUGCUUUCCAAGUUCUCACCUGAACCAUGUCUCUCUUGCCCACAACAUGAGCCCUACACUAUGUGAUAAACAGUGGAGCGUAUGAAAAUGCCCCCCCCCCCC
Molecule: messenger RNA, 2761 nt
Organism: Sardina pilchardus (European sardine)
Lineage: Eukaryota; Metazoa; Chordata; Actinopteri; Clupeiformes; Clupeidae
Gene: rnf157
Product: ring finger protein 157
Exons: 19
Coding region: 426-2603 (725 amino acids)
Biological process (GO): protein ubiquitination
Cellular component (GO): cytoplasm
Molecular function (GO): ubiquitin protein ligase activity
Source: RefSeq, a predicted model, not a curated record